Astyanax mexicanus (Mexican tetra) is the source of this 5197-nucleotide messenger RNA. It is a transcript of the gene efr3ba, whose product is annotated as EFR3 homolog Ba (S. cerevisiae). Gene Ontology annotation, biological process: protein localization to plasma membrane. Lineage: Eukaryota; Metazoa; Chordata; Actinopteri; Characiformes; Acestrorhamphidae. Gene Ontology annotation, cellular component: plasma membrane. The transcript has 22 exons. The record is from RefSeq and is a predicted model, not a curated record. Bases 29 to 2734 code for a protein of 901 amino acids.
CUGGGAAAGGGGCGUGGCCAUUGGAGGGAUGCAGGAGUGGGCGGGGCCGUUCUGUCAGAACCGAACUCAGAGCUCAGAACUCUCAAACCCGAACUGCACACAGCCUUCAGCGAACUAUACUAACUACAUUAACUUUACACAGCCUAAAAUGCCUCUCCCACACCUCACCCUACCCAGCCUCCCCCUACCCAACUUCACCUUACCCAACCUCACCUUACCGAACCUCCCGAGUGUUCCUAAUGUUCUGCGUGUUCCGAGUCCUCGCGCGCUGUUCCUGGACUGCAGCAGUGUGUUGGAUCAUGGAGUUUGGAGUGGUGUGUGCGGUUGCUGCGGGGCUUUAAGGCCCCGCUAUAAGAGGCUGGUGGAUAACAUUUUUCCAGAAGAUCCAGAGGAUGGAUUGGUAAAGGCUAAUAUGGAAAAGCUGACAUUUUAUGCUCUAUCUGCUCCUGAGAAGUUGGACCGGAUCGGGGCUUAUCUGUCAGAGAGGCUCUCCAGAGAUGUGGCUCGCCACCGAUAUGGAUAUGUGUGCAUCGCAAUGGAGGCUUUGGAUCAGCUUCUGAUGGCUUGUCACUGCCAGAGCAUUAACCUGUUUGUGGAAAGCUUUCUCACCAUGGUGCGGAAACUCCUUGAGGCCGACAAACCCAACCUGCAGAUCCUGGGCACCAACUCUUUUGUGAAGUUUGCGAAUAUUGAAGAGGAUACGGCAUCGUAUCACCGGAGCUACGACUUCUUCAUCUCCCGGUUCAGUGAGAUGUGCCACUCAGGCUAUGAAGAUCCAGAUAUUCGCACCAAGAUUCGGAUGGCGGGGAUUCGGGGUCUGCAGGGUGUGGUGAGGAAGACGGUAAACGAUGAAUUGCAGGCAAACAUCUGGGAUCCUCAGCACAUGGACAAGAUAGUGCCAUCCCUCCUGUUUAAUCUACAGCAGGACCAGAUCCCAGACAGGUGUGCUGAGGGCGAUAAGGAUGGUACGGUGGAUCUAACAGAGAGGUGUCUGAGGGAGCUGCUGGGUCGGGCUGUUUAUGGAAACAUAAAGAAUGCAGUUAAACCCGUCCUGAUGCACCUGGAUAAUCAUUCUCUGUGGGAGGGGAAAAGCUUUGCUGUUCGCUGCUUUAAAAUCAUAAUGUACUCCAUUCAGUCCCAGCAUUCCCACCUGGUCAUCCAGCAGCUGCUCGGUCAUUUAGAUGCCAACAGUAAGAGCUCGGCGACGGUGCGAGGCGGGAUUGUGGAGGUGAUUUCUGAAGCAGCGGUGAUCGAGGCCAGCGGUUCAAUCGGGCCGACAGUGUUGGAAGUGUUUAACACUCUGCUGAAGCAGCUGCGUCUGAGUGUGGACUAUGAGCUGGGUGGUGGGUGCAGUGGCAGCGGUGGUGGCGGGGGGCUGCUCAGGGUACAGGAGGAGAGGCAGCUGCAGGAGUCGGUCAUCAGGACCGUGGGUUCGUUUGCCGGCACUCUGCCCACCUACCAGCGCUCAGAGGUCAUGCUCUUUAUCAUGGGCAAGAUUCCUGUCCCGGGCAUGUAUCCUACGCUGGGUUCCUCCAACUCAGGGUUUGAGGGCAGCAGGAUGAUCCAGAUUAUGCUUCUGAAAUCACUGCUGCAGGUGACGGUGGGUUUCCAGACGACGAAUAUGUUGACGGCUCUGCCGAGUUCGUUUCUGGAUCCUCUGCUGUCCUUCACGCUGAUGGAAGAUGCUGAGAUUCGUCUGCUGGUUCUGGAGAUCCUCAUCAGUCUCAUCGAUCGCCAUGAGAACCAGCUGAAGUUCUCUCUGAGAGUACUGACUGACAUUUCUGUGCUGAAGCUGAAAAUGGACAAGUGCUCACGACAAGAUAAUCUGUUCAUGAAGAAGCACUCUCAGAGACUGUACCGCCACGUCUACCUGGCCUGCAGAGAGGAGAACAGUGAACAGCAGCACUUCCAGUCCCUGUUCACUCUGCUGGGGCUCAUCUGUGUAGAACUCGCCAACGAGGAGGUGGUGGUGGACCUCAUCCGCCUCGCUCUAGCACUGCAGGAUCUGGCUGUAACUGAAGAGGCUCUUCCUGUGUUUAACCGCUGCGCUGUCCACGCUCUGUCAGCGGCAUAUUUAAACCUAAUCAGUCAGCUGACCACCGUGCCCACCUUCUGCCAGCAUGUGCACGAGGUGAUUGAAUUGAGGCAGAAAGAGUUUCCCUUCCUGCUGCCGGAGGGUGUCUUCGCUGAGGCUGAGAAGCUGCCAGAGAAGCUGGAGAAGGUGGAGAAGGUGGAGGGCGAGUUCCUGUUCUCCCAGUCUAAGAUAGCGGAGACACUGGGUGGGAGCGGCUAUAACUCUGACAGACUGGUCACUCCGUACAUUCCCCAGAUCACAGAAGAAGACAGACUCUCCAAAAGGAAGAGCAUCGUGGACACCAUCUCUCUACAGCUGGAUGUGGAGUCCAGACUCAGCCCAGAGAAAGAACAGAAAUCUCCAGCUGAGCAGAUCACAUUCGAAUCCCUUAAACAGGCCAUCGCAGACGGUGUGUGUGUGGAGGAGCAGGAGCGUGAGCGCAGGCGGCUGGUGGUGGAAAGGUUCCAGACGGCUCCGUUUGAGGAGAUCGCGGCUCACUGUGGGGCGCGGGCUUCACUGCUGCAGAACAAACUCAACCAAAUAUUUGAAAUCACGAUCAGGCCUCCCCCAAGUCCUUCUGGAUCCAUUGGGAAUGGGAGCGGGCCGAGCCGCUCAGUACCGGUGUAUGAGAUGAAGUUCCCAGACCUGUGUGUUUACUGAACCUGCAAAUACAGCUCCCUCAUGCCACAGCUGAUGAUCUAAGCCAUGUUUUUCCUGUGGGGUGAAAGUGACACCUCAUAUUUUAAUAAUUUAAGUGUAUUUUGUUGUGUUCCACGGGUUCCGUGGUUCAGGAGUUGUUUACUGGAGUCAGGCAGGUGAAUUUCCUGCACAUUUCUAAUUAAAUGUUUUUCAUGAGCUGCAAAAAAGUCGUACUCGGAAGCAAUAAUAUUUGGCCAAACCGCUCUCUGCUAAAGCAGAGGAUUCUGGUUUAUUAACAAUAAUAGGUUAAAUAAUAGCAGACACUGAUUUAAACCUAGUUGAUGUGUAAAACCAUGCACAUCCACCACUGUGUUAGAGCUGUGUAUUGGCAAGAACUUGGUGAGACUAUAUGUCACUAUACAGGGGUUACCAUUUAAUAAUUAAGACGAUAUUGUGAUUCUUUAAAUCAAAAAUUGAAAAAAUUUAAGUAUAAUAGCACACUAAUAUAUGUAUAAAGUCUAAAUAAAAGAAAAGUUUAUUCAUGUUGGUGUAUAAGGAAUGUUUACCUACAAAAGAAACUUAAUAGUAUUUUAAAGACUCAGCUCCCUCUGCAGCUCCAGCUCUGUGCAGAUCUCUGAUCUGUCCUCAAACACUGUCCUUUUUUAACUCAGUUAAACUCAGCUAAUCAACUUUAACCAGAUUUCAACACACAAGCAGCUACACAUCACACUUUACCUACUGAGUUAUCUAACCCAGUACACGCUGAUUCAGCUUCCAACAACAGAGCUUACAGUUUCAUUACACUGCUAAAAUACAGGAGUAUGAAUAAAGUAAAUACAAUUGGGAAAUAAGUAUUUGAUUCGCUGCUAAGAGUUCUGUAAUUGUAUUGUAGAUUCACUUCAACUGUAAAAGAGAUUGUAUGAUUUUUAAAUCAUAUAUUUGCAUUUUCUUGCAUGAAAUAAGUAUAUGCCCAUCAACCAGCAGCAAUUCUGUUUCUCAUAAAAUCUCUUCUUGUGGCGUAAUGAUGAAUCUGAGAAGGUCAGGAAUCAGCUCGGAACUAAAGGGAGUACCUGGUUAAUGACCUAAAGAGAGCUGGAAUCACAGUCUCCACUCGGCGCAUCCAGCAUGACAAUGACCCAAAAUACACAGUCAGGGCAACUAAGUAAUGGCUCUGUAAGAAGCAUUUCAAGGUCCUGGAGUGGCCUAGCCAGUCUCCAGACCUGAACCCAACAGAAAAUCUUUGGAGGGAGCUGAAACUCAAUGUUGCCCAGCAACAGCCCCGAAACCUGAAAGAUCUGGAGAAGAUCUAAAUAGAGGAGUCGGGGUAAACUUGGUCAAGAACAACAGAAAAUGUUUGUCACUGUAAUAACAAAAGGGUUUUAAAACCAAAAAUGUAUUUCUUUCUUUUGUGUCAAAUAGUUAUUUAUUGUAAUAAAAUAUUACUUAUUUAUUUUUUUACAAAAUCAUUCAAUGUUAUUUUCUGGAUUUUGGUUUUAAAUUGUGUCUCUCACCGUUGAAGUGUAGCUACAAUAAAAAUAAAAAUUACAGAUAUGUGCAUUUUAGUAGGUGUAAAAAAUCAGGAGUAACAAAUACUAAUAACAGAGCCGACAGUUUUAUUACACUGAUGAAGUAUAAAUAUACAUUAUAUUCUGGACAAAAGUCUCUCUCUUUCUGUCUCUCUCUCUCUCUCUAUGAAAAAAUUAUGAAAACAAAAUGUUAACUAUUUAUAACUAUUUGCAUAAUUUUGCCAAGUUCUUGUAAUUUCAAUCAAAACAAUGGAAUCUAACAACAUCACUGCUGUCUAGUAGUACCUGUCUGUUGACACCAAUCUUUACACGUAAACAAAUAAUUAAAAAUCGAUAAUUUUUUUGAAAAUAAAUACAAUAUUAUAAAACAAAAUAUUGCCAUACAAUCUAAUAUAUUAAUAUUUUUUUACACUACUGUGGUUUAUAUGCUACAAAUGCACUUUAGCAUGUUAUUGUGUGUUAAUGUAAUGUCUCUUACUGUUACAACAGCUUAAUGUUCUUAUUAUUUGUGUGCAUUACAGGUUUAUGCACUUUUCUAAUUGUAAACAUUGGGAUGUUGAUUCGAUUUUUGAAAAGUUCCUCUGUUUCUCUAUACAUCAGUGUAAAAUACUUCAUAUAGCUAAAUAGUCUGAUCCUUUUUUUAUUUGUUUAACGCUGUGUUUACCUGUACUGGUUACUGUUUCCAUAUGAGUCGCUUGCAUGGAGAUAAAGAAAAUCUAUUUUGCUGUUUUUUUUUUAUUUCUGCAUGGCCAGAGGCUUGUCUGUCUGUGUCUGAGUAACCUUUGUCAGAUCCUUAGAGGUUUAUUUGGCAAUGUAUAAUUCUUCUAGUCUGGUAAAAGCAUUGCUUGUCCAAAAACAAUUAUUUUACACCUGAUGAGAAUUAGAGAGAGUUAUAAACAGUAUAUUGAUUUAAAUAUAUGUUGUAAAAGAAUCAAUAAAAAGGAAUUUUGUGAAGUGA